AUGGAUUUAUUUCCAGUUUGCAGUGACGAACUGAAGAUUGAGGUAAAAACUGUGACUGCUGGACAAAAUGUGACCCUAAGCUGUCCUCGCAAGACCUCCGCUCUCUACCGAGAAACUUUUUACUGGAUCCGACUUGUUUCUGGAAACUGGCCUGAAUUUCUUGGAUCAACAGUUAAUUUCAAGAUUGACGACGUUUCAAAGAUUCCUCACAUUCAGACCAAACAAGAGGAAAAAGAAUUUAUUCUUCAUAUCAAUGAAGCUAAGCGAAACGACACUGGACUUUACUACUGUAUCAAAAUCAGACAACUUGAUUUCAUAUUUAUGAAAGGAACAUUUUUGAAAAUUGAAUCAGAUAUUGUCGAUGUCAUUCUGGACUCUCCAUCUGGCUCAGUUAAUGCAGAAAACUCAGACACUCUGCAGUGUUCAGUUCUCUCCGACUCCGAGAAGAAAACAUGUCCAGCAGAUAGCAGGGUUUACUGGUUCAAAGCUGGACCAGAUCAUUCUCAUCCCAGUUUACUUUAUCUACAAGAAAACAGUGGAGAUGAAUGUGAAAACAGCCCUGAAGCUCAAACUGCACAGAAAUGUUUCUACAACUUUUCUGGGACCUCUGACAGUGGGAUUCAUCACUGCGCUGUGGCUGCAUGUGGACAGAUAUUAUUUGGAAACAGAUUAAAACUUUGGGGUGCCAACUCUAUGGAUUUUUCCAAAAUAUUACUUCCUUCAUUGUGUUCGGCUUUGGUUAUAAGUCUUGUUGUAAUAUCUUGGCUCAUUUAUAAAAUCAAGAAGAAAACGUGUGGCUGCUGCAAUGGUCCGGCAACAAGUGGUGGUGAUAACCAAAAGCAGAGUGAAGAAAACCAUUUGGUUUAUUCUGCACCGACAUUCAAAAAGAACAAAGCUAAAAAAGGAGAAAGAAGGAAUGUAAGAACAGCGCAAGAGGAGACGGUCUACACUGACGUUAAAACAUUUCGAUAGAUUUAAUUUACGCUAAAGUGAUGAAUUAGUUUUUGUUUCUCAUUCUUAAGACCAGUAACACAGAUGUACUUUUAAUCAAG
Molecule: messenger RNA, 1052 nt
Organism: Poecilia latipinna (sailfin molly)
Lineage: Eukaryota; Metazoa; Chordata; Actinopteri; Cyprinodontiformes; Poeciliidae
Exons: 5
Coding region: 1-972 (323 amino acids)
Biological process (GO): response to bacterium
Source: RefSeq, a predicted model, not a curated record